AUUUUUCUUAAAAUGGCUUGUGAGGAAGAGGUCUUUUCUAACCUAGUGAUUUCAGUUGUGCUUUCUUUCUUGAUUUAUUAAAAUUUCUAGCCAUGAACUUCAGGCUAGUUAGAUGGAAGUUGGCAAAGGUGAAGAUGUUGGAAAUGAUGGGGUCAGUCUAGAGACGGUAAGAGUACUUCACCAAACAGUUGUUACUUUAAGAACAGCCUUAGAACAGUCAAAAAACGAAUUACAUUUAUUAAGGGAAAAAGUAAAAAAUAACAUAGAUGUGGAAUCAUAUUCCAGGACAAUAGCAAGCCUUUCUAUUGAAAAUCAUAUAUUACGUCAGAAAGUUUUAGGAUCAAAAACAGACCUAGUUAACAGUGAAACAAUGUCAGAGGAUAGCAAAGCUGGUGUAGAAUCAGACAGCAGUGGUGAAAAUGAUGUUUUUGAAGAUGAAGUUAAAGAUAAAAUAAACGGAUUAACCUUGAAUUCUGAUAAAUCAAAAGAUCCUAAUUUUAAUAAAUCAAGUGAGAGUAAUCUAGAUCAAACAUUAGACACUCCUCGUAUAAGUAAAGGCGAUUCUGAAGACAGUGAAGAAGUUGAUGAUAUUGAACUUAUUUUCACAACUGACGAUACCAAAGAACUUGGAUUCCAAGAAGAUCUGGUUUCAAUUGCCGAAACAGAUAGUUGGAAGCACAAAGAUGAAGAUAUACCUCUUAAAUUAAAGCAAACUUGGUCCCAAUCAGUUUUAGUAGAAACAGAUAUUUCAAAAUGUGGAGUAAUUGAUGAAAAUGAACCUCCCAAUUCCACUAGAAGAAAUACAUUACCAGCUCCUAUGCCUUACAGGCCGAUCAUACAUAGAGAAGUAUUGUCUGGAAGCAGAGGACAUCUGGUCGAAGGUACUAAUAAACCAGUGGUUAAGUUCUCACCUGUUGAAAGAAGCCCAAGAUCUGUUCGACCUAUACUUGUUGAAAAGAACUCAACAAAACAAGAAUCAGAAGCUCAAACAGAUAUAACAGCAGUACCGUUGCAAUGGAGAUCAGAAAGCUUCCUUGCUCAUCAAAAGGUCUCACAAAAUUUCACCACUCUUCCUUCUAAGUUUACACUUCCUUUCUGCCAACGUAAGCAAUCUCUUAAGCUUUGUGAAAAAACCCAAGAAGCCCGACGAGUACUGUUAUCUGAUAUUAAUUUUACUAGUAUGGUUCCUGAAUUAUCAAGAAGUGCAGAUCAUUUAUGUCAAGAAACACUAAUGUCUCGUUACCCUAGAGCAUUUUCAUAUAUGAAAAAUGUUGAUGUACGAUCACCUUGUGACUGUGGUAGAUGGGAAUCAGCUUCACCGUCAGCAUUAGAUCUUUCAAGACGACACUCAAUGAGACCUUCUCUUUCCUCUUUAGAUACAUAUUGGGCUUCGCCUCCUCAAAGGCCUACCUGGGCAUCUGUUCCUUCUUCACCUACUCAUUUUUAUCGGGCAAAAUGUGUUCCGAUUUCAUCUAGUUACUCAAAGUGUUCCCAACAUUUUGAUGGAAAUAUGGGCUGUGGUCAUAGUUUCCAAAGACCUAAAGUGUCUCGAGUUUCUUCUGUGCCUGGAAGACAUAAAGUUAAAUUUUCAGAUUACAAACUUCACCGCAGUUAUCCUGGACAAUCUCUCCCAGACCUCAGGGGUGAUGAGAGUGAAGAAUCCACAGAUUCAUUGAUUGACGAAUCAGAAGAUUACCUAAGGAAAUCGAUUGACUCAAUUUUAACUGGAACUGAACCCAAGAGGCGCUAUACUCGUUCGCAUUCUCAACCAGAGUACAAUUUAGGAUUAAAGCCACCUCGCUGUGCUCAACCUUACUUGGUAAGAGUUGCUUCAGACUUGCACACUGGUCAUUGGGUUAAAGUGAUUAUUGGGGAAGGAAAAACUGGUACUGGACUGGUUCGCUACGUUGGUCCUAUUUCUGGUUACGGCGGAGAGCCUUGGGUCGGAGUCCAGCUGGCUCAUGGACUCGGGAACACUGAUGGGACCUUUAACGGGGCUAGGUACUUUGACUGUGAUGCUUCUGCUGGUCUGUUUGUCCCUUUUAAAAAAGUUAUAAUGGCCUGGAGUCUUUAA
This is a messenger RNA of Nezara viridula (southern green stink bug), 2074 nucleotides long. NCBI's taxonomy places the organism in Eukaryota, Metazoa, Arthropoda, Insecta, Hemiptera, Pentatomidae. The record is from the annotation of a GenBank genome assembly.